GGGGGAGUAGCCUUUUUAUAGAUGACACUCACAGAGGCUCAGAAUCUCUUCAGACUUUCGUAAUCCUGAACGAGACUGGAGGAAAUUUUCAAUGUGAACAACCCUGCCUUAAUAUUUUCCAAUCCAUUGGACACGGUAUAACUAAAGGCUUUGUGUUCUUGCUCCUCUCCCUGUUUAUUUGUGAGGCACAGAUGGACAAGCAGCUGAUGCAGGAGGCAGUUCCACGCACAGCACACUUAACCGAGGACCCAGAGGCAUCUUGAAAUAGAAAUUCAAAAGAGGAGGAGGAGGAGAGAAAGGAAGGGGGGUUUUAAGGGAGAGCAUUGGUAUGCCAGGUUCAGUACAUAGCAUGGCUGUGCAGAAGAAACAGUGUGUCAUCCCUCCAUCGCAGGGACCUCUUUCUACACGUACCAUCGAAAGCCAAAGGAAGAGAAACAGAUAUGAAAAAACAGAAGAAAAUGGCUUGUAUCACAAACCGAUUUCAGCAACAGUGAAGAAAGCAACCUGUUCUGUCAACAUCUGCAACACAGUUACUCCCCGGGCUGCUGCAGGUAAUGGACAAAAUGUUGACGAGAGGCUGAAAGCCGCACGAGAAAGAAGAGAAGAGCACCAGAAGCUACUUGCCUCUCGGGAACUGAGCAGGUUAGAGCGGGAGCAGCGGGCUAGGCUUUACUAUGAACAACAACUGCAGGAGCGCAAGAAGAAACUCCUGGAGCAGAGGCUCAAAGAGGAGAGGAGGCGUGCUGCUGUGGAAGAGAAGCGGAAGCAGAGGCUCAAAGAGGAGAGAGAACGAUAUGAAUCUGCAGUGCGUAGGACACUCGAGAAGAGCCAAAAGGUCCAGCAGAACCUCAGUCAAAAUGCAAGAGGAAGGAAACUCACUAAAAAUGUUCCACAUCGCUUGCCACUGACCACAUGGGAGAAGAACCUGGUCAGUCGUCUCCUUACCCCCACAUGCUCUUAUCUGGCCAGGAGCAAGAGUGCUGGUUGUCAGUCAGGAGAACAAGUUUCAUUCCACUCCAUGAAUACCACCACCACCACCACCACCACUCACAAACCCCGGCAUCACUCUGGUUCAGUCCACAACAGGCCAUCUGCUUCCUCUGGUUCUCGCAACAGCCAGCACAGAAGCAUCAGUGUGGCACAGAUAAAAGCAGCAAAGCAGCAAAACAUUGUUAAGAGGACCUCGAGUACUGGCUCUAAUGUUCAAUCAAAUACCAUCAGCGUCUGUGUAAAAUCAGCUGUGAUGCAGAGCAGAACAUCCUCUCCGUCAUCAGAACGGACCUCACAAAGAUCAGUCAUCAAACAGCCAACCCCGCUCCAGCCUGAGCUCCCAUCAGUCCCUGAGGAAGAUGCUGCUGUUUGCAACUCUGCCCUCUCUCCUGCUAACUUCAGGCCUGUCAGGACAUCAGUUGAAUCUCAGCAAGAGAAACUGAGGGGUAAAAAUCCACAGGAGACUCCAAGUUCAAACCUGCCUGACAAAGACAAAGUGACAUCAAACAGAACAGCAGGAGAUGGAGGUCUCUCCAAAAUGCCUCCUUGUCCAGCUCCACAGACUCCUGAAGUCAUGUCCCGCCCCUCAGCUGGAACUACUGACCCAGAGGAAGCCUCACGUCUCCUGGCUGAAAAGAGGCGAGAGGCCCGACUACAGCGGGAGAAAGAGGAGCAAGAGCGAUUACAGAGGGAGGAGGCCGAAAGGCGGAGCCGUGAAGAACUUGAGCGCAGGAGGGCAGAGGAGCGGGCACGACAGCAGGCUGAGGCUCAGCGUCUCAUAGAGGAGAAGAGGAGAAGGGAGCAAGAAGAGCAGCGACGAGCUGAGGAAGAGAGAGCUCAGGCUAUGAGGGAAGCUGCCCUCUUGCAGAAACAGAGAGAGGAGGAACUAGCCAAAGAGCAAGCACGAGCAGAGCAGUUGAAACAAGAGCGGGAAAUGCUCGCACAGAAAGAGGAGGCAGAGCGCCAAGCAAGGAAAAAGCGACUUGAGGAGAUCAUGCGGAGAACCAGAAGGACUGAUUCUCCAGAUAUGAAAUCUGUUCCAGUGAGGAUCAUGUCAAAUGAAGCCCAACCAAAGGAAAACACACAGCCUGUGCACAAUGGAACGAUAGAAGAUACAGCCAAGGUGCCAGUGGGAAAUAAAACCACACAGCUGGGGCUGAACAGUCAGGAGGAUAUGCUACCUGUUGUGGCCUUCAAAGAACGCAGGUCUCUUAGAACUCUCACUGGCCUGGAGGAAAUCCAGACCCACCAACGUGCAGAGGUCAUCUGAAUGCCUGCAGGAUGACUUUCAAAGCCUUUGUUGGAGACCGGUGAAACACAAGAAUUACUGCUGCACAGCUAUUUUGCUCCCCUUCGGCACUUUGAAGAGCAUGUAAAAUUAUAGCCUUGCCUCCCAAUGAGGAUGUCAGCAUUUGGUCACUUUUCUGUGUGUAACCAGUGGCACAAGCAUAAAGCGAAUCGCAUAUGAGCUUUUUCAGUACAGCAGUUUUCUGAUCUAAUAACUAUCCAAAAAGCAGUAGAUGUAGACUGUGCUGGCAAACGCAGUGUAUCAGUUAAGGAGAGUGUUGCCUCUGUUGAAAUAUUAGGAAUAGGAACUCUAAACAGUCACAAUAUGCCGUAUGCUUUUUGCUUAUUCCUGAUAUUUCUUGCCACCCUUGCACUUUUCUUCCUCGGUUUUGUCACUGUGGAGUUAGAAUAGCAUAAGUGGCAGUUUGCUCUGAGAAUACAAGAGUUUAAUGUGUUAGCAAAAGAUGACUUCCUGCAUUCCCACUGUACCUUAACCUUGGAUUUUGUAAAGUAUAGCAAUCAUGUAAUUCAAAGCUGCUAAGGAAUAUAGUUUCCAAAGACUGUGCUUCAUUUUUCUUGUGAGUGUGUGUAUUUGUGCCAAUUUAGAGGAUACAAUGCACAGUGUGUUUUUUUUGCACUGACUGCUUUGUUUGAUAUUGCAUAAUCACUUUACAAGCAAGGUCUGAUGCAUAGAGUUUAAGCGUUUAUUCAUAUAAAAGCAUAAAACAAAACCAGAUGUAUCUGAGCCGCAAUAUUUGAUCUUAUAGUUCAAGUACUGCUUAUGACUAUCACGUUAGCCAAUUAU
This is a messenger RNA of Pelmatolapia mariae (spotted tilapia), 3082 nucleotides long. RefSeq names its product microtubule-associated protein 7a (gene map7a). Gene Ontology annotation, cellular component: microtubule cytoskeleton. Bases 329 to 2260 code for a protein of 643 amino acids. The record is from RefSeq and is a predicted model, not a curated record. Gene Ontology annotation, biological process: microtubule cytoskeleton organization. The transcript is spliced from 15 exons. Lineage: Eukaryota; Metazoa; Chordata; Actinopteri; Cichliformes; Cichlidae.